Messenger RNA from Lycium barbarum (goji berry), 1958 nucleotides. Its product is annotated as pectinesterase-like. Lineage: Eukaryota; Viridiplantae; Streptophyta; Magnoliopsida; Solanales; Solanaceae. The transcript has 2 exons. The record is from RefSeq and is a predicted model, not a curated record. Bases 201 to 1958 code for a protein of 585 amino acids. Gene Ontology annotation, molecular function: pectinesterase activity; pectinesterase inhibitor activity. Gene Ontology annotation, biological process: cell wall modification.
UAAUUUCCCUGCGCUUCUUUCCCUUGUCGUCUUUCCAAUAUCACCAUUAUCCUUUCUACAAAUUUAUUCUUUUUAUUCCUUAGAAUAUAACCACCAAUAAGUAAUAUACUAAUAGUAUUUCCUAAAAAAUGCAGUAAUCCUUUUUGCUUUUCUUCAUCUUCAAGACAUAAAUAAAUAGACAACAUAAAAAGAAAUAAAGAAUGAAAGGGGGAAAGCUUGUUGCAUUUGGAGUAUCGCUCAUCCUGGUUGUUGGGGUAGUCAUUGCUAUUAUUGUAGGCACUAAUCAUACCAAAAACUCUUCAGGCAACGGUGACAAGGAUGAUCAAGUGCUCUCUAGCACUUCCAAGUCCGUUGCUUCCGUUUGUUCCCAAACGGACUAUAAGAAAGCCUGUGUGAAUAGCCUCAGCUCUAUGGCCAACAACCAAAGCGCCACCCCGAAAGACUUUAUCCAGAAAGCCAUUGAGGUGGCCAUCCAGGAAGUUAAAGCUGGAAUGGAGAGGUCCGCCUCCAUUGGCAAAGCAGAGGCCCAUGACCCCUUGCAAAAGAUGGCCACUGAUGAUUGCAAGGAUCUACUGCAAUUUGCUAUCGAUGAGCUUCAAGCGUCUUUCUCCUCUGUUGGUGACAGCAACCUCCACACUAUGGGUGACAGGGAAACAGAGCUCAAAAACUGGCUCAGUGCUGUCAUCUCUUACCAGCAAACCUGCAUGGAUGGUUUCACUCAACCAGAACUUCAGAAUGCCAUUUCUACCUCCCUCUUAAAUGCCACACAGCUCACCGACAAUGCUCUUGCCAUUGUCGCAGCAAUCAGUGACAUCCUUUCAGCAUUUAAUAUCCCCAUUGGGAACAAGACUGAUACUAAAUCAGCAGGAACAGCAGCAUCUCGACGAUUGUUAGAUGCUAAUGACAAUGACAAGGAGGCAGCCCAGAAUACAGAGAAUGGAUAUCCUGCAUGGCUUUCUAGUAGUGAUAGGAAACUGCUGGCUGCAGGAACAAACAUUGCCCAACCACCACCAAACGCUGUGGUAGCUAAGGAUGGGUCUGGACAGUACAACACCAUUGCAGCAGCUCUGGCCGCGUACCCUAAGAACCUAAAAGGCAGGUAUAUUAUCUAUGUGAAGGCCGGAAUUUAUGAUGAAUACAUAACUGUAACAAAAGAUCAAGUUAACGUAUUCAUGUACGGAGAUGGCCCCCGAAAGACAAUAGUUACAGGACAAAAGUGCAACCGUGAUGGCGUAUCUACUUACCAGAGUGCUUCCUUCAGUGCCGUUGGAGAUGGAUUCAUAGGCAAGUCCAUGGGAUUCCAAAACACAGCAGGGCCUGAGGGGCACCAGGCUGUAGCUCUCCGUGUGCAAUCUGAUAUGGCUGCUUUCUACAAUUGCAGAAUGGAUGGAAAUCAAGAUACUUUGUAUGCUCAAACACAUCGACAAUUUUACCGCAAUUGUGUGGUGUCAGGCACAGUUGAUUUCAUCUUUGGUGACGCAGCAGCUAUCCUCCAAAACUGCUUAAUUAUUGCAAGGAAGCCAAUGGACAAUCAACAAAAUACAGUGACAGCUCAAGGAAGAACUAACAUUCGGGAGACCACAGGGUUCGUAAUCCAAAAUUGCCGCAUUGUUCCUGAGCAAUUACUGGAACCUAUGCGUUUCAAGAUUCCUACCUACUUGGGACGGCCAUGGAAGAUGUACUCAAGAACUGUUAUCAUGGAAUCUACUUUGGCAGAUUUCAUCCAACCUGCAGGUUGGAUGCCCUGGUCUGGAAACUUUGCCCUUGACACAUGCUACUAUGCCGAGUAUGCAAACCGUGGUCCAGGAGCCAAUACAAACAAUAGGGUCAAAUGGAAGGGAUUCAAAGUGAUCACAGACAGGAAUGAAGCCCUUCAGUUUACAACAGCUCCAUUUAUUCAAGGAAACCAGUGGUUGGCAUCCACUGGUGCCCCAUACUUCCUUGGCCUGAAUAACUAG